Populus trichocarpa (black cottonwood) is the source of this 2861-nucleotide messenger RNA. Its product is annotated as pentatricopeptide repeat-containing protein At1g56690, mitochondrial. Gene Ontology annotation, molecular function: RNA binding; protein binding; zinc ion binding. Gene Ontology annotation, biological process: RNA modification. The transcript has 2 exons. The record is from RefSeq and is a predicted model, not a curated record. Bases 188 to 2299 code for a protein of 703 amino acids. Lineage: Eukaryota; Viridiplantae; Streptophyta; Magnoliopsida; Malpighiales; Salicaceae.
UCCACGUAAAUUUUACUUUACUUUCCUACGACAGGUCACUCAGACACCACUUGUCAUCUCUAGUUACACUACACGAGUAACUAACACUUUAUCCCAUUUUUUCCCACUGUUUUCGGCUUCCGGGCAUCAUCAAAAUCUAAACUUCAACUGUUUCUGCCAUCUGGGUACUCUAGUUUUUUGUUUAUCAAUGCGGUUCCGUUUGAUUCCAUAUAGAAGUUAUUUUUCAAGCUCUGCUGCAAUAACCCAAUGUCAAAUUUCCUAUUUUGCACGUCUUGGCCAAAUAGACAGAGCUCGAAAUAUAUUUGAUGAUUUACAAAGCAAAACAGUUACUUCUUGGAAUGCAAUUGUGGCUGGUUACUUUCAUAACAAACGGCCAGCUGAAGCCCAGAAACUGUUUGAUAAAAUGCCUGAGAGAAAUACGAUUUCUUGGAAUGGUUUGGUUUCCGGGUACGUUAAGAAUGGAAUGAUUUCUGAAGCGAGAAAAGUGUUUGAUAAAAUGCCUGAGAGGAAUGUGGUUUCAUGGACCUCGAUGGUUAGAGGGUAUGUGCAAGAGGGAUUGAUAGAUGAGGCUGAAUUAUUGUUUUGGAGAAUGCCGGAAAAAAAUGUCGUUUCUUGGACUGUGAUGUUGGGCGGUUUGAUUGAAGAUGGACGUGUUGAUGAGGCUAGACGGCUUUUUGAUAUGAUUCCAGUGAAGGAUGUUGUUGCUAGUACUAAUAUGAUUGGUGGAUUGUGUUCGGAAGGAAGGUUGAGUGAGGCAAGAGAAAUUUUUGACGAGAUGCCUCAAAGGAAUGUGGUUGCUUGGACUAGUAUGAUUAGUGGGUAUGCAAUGAAUAAUAAGGUGGAUGUGGCUAGGAAGUUGUUUGAAGUAAUGCCGGAUAAGAAUGAGGUGACAUGGACAGCAAUGUUGAAGGGGUAUACGAGGAGUGGUAGGAUUAAUGAGGCUGCUGAACUUUUUAAGGCAAUGCCCGUUAAACCAGUUGCUGCUUGUAAUGAUAUGAUAAUGGGGUUUGGAUUGAAUGGGGAGGUGGGGAAAGCGAGGUGGGUGUUUGAUCAAAUGAAGGAGAAGGAUGACGGGACAUGGAGUGCGUUGAUCAAGAUUUAUGAGAGAAAAGGAUUUGAAUUGGAAGCGCUUGCUUUAUUUAGUUUGAUGCAAAGAGAAGGGGUCAGGCCAAAUUUCCCAUCCAUCAUAAGUAUUCUUUCCGUUUGUGGUAGCUUGGCAAGUCUUGAUCAUGGUAGACAGGUUCAUUCACAGUUGGUAAGAUCCCACUUUGAUUUAGACAUAUACGUCUCUUCAGUUUUGAUCACGAUGUAUAUCAAGUGUGGUGAUCUUGUGACAGGAAAAAGGGUGUUUGAUAGGUUCUCUUCAAAGGAUAUUGUCAUGUGGAAUUCCAUUAUUGCUGGUUAUGCGCAGCAUGGUUUUGGAGAGAAAGCCUUGGAAGUUUUCCAUGAGAUGUUCUCUUCAGGUGCUGCACCUGAUGAAAUUACCUUUAUUGGAGUUCUCUCAGCAUGUGGUUACACUGGGAAGGUUAAAGAAGGGCUUGAAAUUUUUGAGUCAAUGAAAUCAAAAUAUCAAGUGGAUCAAAAAACUGAACAUUAUGCUUGCAUGGUUGAUCUACUUGGCCGAGCAGGGAAGCUAAAUGAGGCAAUGAAUUUGAUUGAAAAUAUGCCUGUGGAAGCAGAUGCUAUUGUUUGGGGUGCUUUAUUAAGUGCAUGCAGAACCCAUAAGAAUUUGGAUUUGGCUGAAAUUGCGGCAAAGAAACUUCUACAGCUUGAGCCUAGCAGUGCUGGGCCUUACAUCCUGCUAUCAAACCUCUAUGCAUCCCAAAGCAGAUGGAAAGAUGUUGCAGAACUGAGAAAAACAAUGAGAGCAAGGAAUGUGAGCAAAUCACCUGGCUGUAGUUGGAUUGAAGUGGACAAUAAAGUGCACAUGUUCACUGGGGGAGGCAGUGCAAGCCAUCCUGAGCAUGAAAUGAUAAUGAAAAAGUUGGAAAAAUUAGGUGCAUCUUUAAGGGAAGCUGGAUAUUGUCCUGAUGGUAGUUUUGUGAUGCAUGAUGUAGAUGAAGAAGAUAAGGUGCACAGCUUACGGCACCACAGUGAGAAAAUGGCUGUUGCAUAUGGACUUCUGAAAGUGCCAGUAGGGAAGCCUAUUCGUGUGAUGAAAAAUCUCCGAGUCUGUGGGGAUUGCCAUUCAGCAAUUAAAUUAAUAGCUCAAGUAACUGGGAGAGAGAUUAUUUUGAGGGAUGCUAAUAGAUUCCAUCACUUUAAGGAUGGCUUGUGUUCUUGCAGAGACUUCUGGUAAUUACAAGCACCUUAUUAAUGGAUUGAUGCCAACUUUGGUCGUGGUUUUUGAAGCCAAAAUCAGGAUAGAAACCUUUCAUGGGCUCCUCCUUCAGAGAUUUUGGUGCCAAAAGAUGUUGUAUGGAGCAAUCCUGCAUUCAGAUGAUUAUACUAGCAAUCAUUUGAAUGCUGAUGACUAAACUAGCAGCAUUCUGACAGGAGUUCUUAAAAGCCAUUAUGAAGUCCAGGUGACUUUGGUUGCAUAUUUCUACAGCCCUGGUCCAAUAUUCAUAGAAAAAUAUGUCAUCCAAGUGGGGACCUGGACCUGUUGUAGCUUGUGAUGCCUUUUAAUUUGGUCCAAUGAAGAUGACUGAAAUGAAUCAACUAGGAUGCUUCCUUUCAAAGUUGCUAUAAACAAGUGGUUGAUUACAUAACGUCAUAGUAUUGCGUCAUUCAAGAAUGUUUUUUCCUUUUGCACAAUAGUUACUCAAUUGUCUUCUCUGACAAGUGUCUUUGUUGUUCCUGUUGGGCUCUGUGAUAUCUGAAACUGUACCUGUUAUUGGCUAAGCACUUUGAUCCUCCAA